Messenger RNA from Zootermopsis nevadensis, 1871 nucleotides. The record is from RefSeq and is a predicted model, not a curated record. NCBI's taxonomy places the organism in Eukaryota, Metazoa, Arthropoda, Insecta, Blattodea, Termopsidae.
CCAGUCAGAAAUCAGCCUCAAUUAGCCGGAGGCCUCGCACUGCAGUCGCCCGGAGAGAUGCCAGCGAAGAAGUGUUCUCACGCGCUCUGAUGUUACAAAUAUUUGCGUGUGCUGUGCCGUGGAACGUGUGAAAAUACCACCCAGAGAAUUCUUUUUUGAGGAAGAUGAGGGAGUCCGGCUGUAGGACACACACACGAGUUCUUCUCGUGGCUGCUGUGUUUUUACUUCGGUUUACGGGAACUGGAUCAAAUCCACUGAAAGAUCCAAGCAUCUGUGGGCGUCCAACGUGCACUCCUGGGGGGAAGUUUUCCUACCUGACAGCAACAGAAUAUGUGUAUGAAUACACUAGUGAAAUCAGCACGUUAUUUGGUGGAACAAGCGCAAACAAAUCAUCACUGUAUAUUUCUGCACAAGUAUCAUUGAUAUUUCCAACAUCGUGUGAAGGAGUUCUUCAGGUGUCGCAGCUGUCGUUAACAGAAGAGGCACCGGCGUAUGACAGCGAAGAAGACGCUGACAUUCUGAGUCCUGGAAUUCCUCAUUCAGCAGAAUUCAGCCAAGCCAUUAGUCAACAUCCGUUAAGGUUUUCUUUUAUUGAUGGACUUAUUCCAGAAGUAUGCCCCCACUCGAAUGAGACGAGUUGGGUGCUCAAUUUCAAGAGGGGAAUUCUCUCAACACUUCAAAACACUAUGAAGAGGUUUGAUGUGGACCAUCACAGCACAGAUACUGAUGUAAAUGGACUCUGUGGAACGAAAUAUUCUCUGAUGGGGGCCAGAGAGACGAGCCUCGUCAUCUCAAAGAAGAAGGAUAUUUCCUCCUGCACUUACAGAUACAAGCAUCAUUCCAUUCUUCAAACAACACCUUAUCUCUUCAGACAGAGUUUUCAGCCGAUGCCUAUCAUGCGCUCUAAUAGUUCCUGUGAGAUGUCAGUAGACCACAAUAUCUACAACAAAAUUGUUUGCCAGGAAGUGCAUCUGUUUCAGCCAUUUUCUAGCAAGGAUAGUGGCGCACAAACCAUUAUAAAACAAGUGUUGACGCUAGUUACAGAGAGGAACUCGACUUCAGAUUUGCCAGACCUUGUAAAUCGUAGAUCCACGUUGUUGUUUGAUCAUGACCAAACGCCAAAGCCAGUGUCUGGCGAACUGAGAGCCUCUUGGGACCUUAUCAAGGCAAUGUGCAAGUUCAGUACAGAUGAUAUUCAGCCCGAGUUCCCAGAAGCGUUCACAAACUUUAUUCAUACUGCAAGGUUGCUGUCAUAUCCAGCUUUGUUACAGUUGUACAACCGUGCCGCAAGCAUCUGCAGAACAGGAAGGAGGCACAUUUUGGAUGCCCUUCCAAUGCUUGGCACUAACGCUGCUAUUGCAGUUAUGAAAGAUACCAUCCUGCAAAAUACUGUGUCCCAAGAUGUUGCUCAUGAGUGGCUUCUGGCGUUGUCAUUUACACCAAGACCUGAUUUACAGACAAUCAGAAUAAUUACACCCUUGCUGAAAUGGAGCAAGGCAGACGCCCAAUUCUUUCUUGGUGUGUCUACUGUUGUUCAUACAUACUGUAAAUGGAACUCAGACUGCGAAACGCAGGCUGAAGUUGCUGACAUUAUUUCAUUCCUUGAGAAACAAGCUCGUACUGGCUGUCAGCUGAAAGGAAAAACUGAAGCAACCCUGGAGAAGGCCCUGAUAGCCAUAAAAGCUCUAGGGAACAUGGGUGUUGGUAAGAGUAUCAUAAAUCCUACUUUGCAACAUUGCAUAGAACAUAAACUACUGCCCACAGAGGUCAGGAUUGCCGCUGUAGAGGCCUACAGGUAUUUGAAACUCUUCACUUGUUUGAAUGCCUUUGUCAUUCUGUCAACAUCCAUCAACUAAGUACAUAAGUGAUUA